AUGUCUUCUGAAAGCCGCGUGUCCAUGUGGCACUUGAUUGAUGAGCGGCCUCUGCCUAGCGAGGCGGACGACAACAUCCCGGAGUCUGAAGAUUUAAAUUUUCUUCCUGAAGAUUCGGCUGCUGAUGAGAGUGAGUGGUACAGAGGGAUCAGGGACGAGGAUCAUAGUAUCGCUCCCAGUGAGUUUUCGCCUGGACUGGGAGUGGACAGGGAAGAUGACGGUGACUGCUUGCGAAUCGGCAGAGAGAGCGAGAAUCCCUUGCAUGAGGUCUCUGAUUUUUCGUUUUCCAGAUUGGCUGCUCACAGCUCCUUCAAGAGGCUAAGGCUGGAACGACCAAGGCAGGCGUGGGAGAGCCAUCCGGCCUUUAACCGGAAGUCGGGUAGCUCUUCACUUCAUGCUUGGGCGAGUGCUGCUUUCCUUCCAUCCGUUGGUGUGCGAGAGACUUUAAACUUUCCGAAGCCGGAAGAGAGCUACGGAGGGGAAGAGGCAGCCCAUGUGCCUUGGACCAUUGAGCGACGACUGAAGGGAGUGCGCAUUCAGAGGUCGGAUGAAGAUGAGAGAAAUCAUGCUCUGAAGAAGCUUAAAGCUGUGGUGCUCCUGGACCCUUUGGCUACGGCUCUGGGUAAAAGCUUAGUGCAGAAAACGGGUGCUCUUGAGACGGAGGAGAUCAUUGCAGCGAGUUUUAGCGAUGCUUUCAGUUCAAAAUCGGCUGGUACGCUCACCAAAAGGGCUGGCUCUUUGCAGAGGCUGGUGGUUCAACUUUAUAAGCAAGGGGUGGCUUCUCCGUGGCGCAUGGAGGAGGCAGACUUGUAUUCUGCUUUGACCACAUUGCGUGAGGAAGGUUGUGGGGCAACAUCACCAGCUCACAUGUUGGAGAGUUUACAUUUUCUUCAUGCCAUUGCAAGAUUUUUGCAUAUGGAUUUGGAGCUGGUGAUCUCUGCUAGAUGCAAGGGUGUUGCUCAUUCAUGCUUUAUGUCAAAGGCGCCGUUGGAGCAGCGUGAUCCGCUGACAUGCUUCCAGGUGCGGCGACUUGAAGAAGCAAUGGUGAGAGCUGGCCCGGUUGGUCAAUGUAUCUUGGGACAGAUUUUAUUUUGCGUGCAUGCCGUUUGUCGCUGGAAGGAUUCCCAGAAACUAAAACUUUUGGAGCUGCUGGGCACGGGAGAGAGCCAGAUUCUUUUUGGGGAUGCUCUGGGAAGCAAGACGUCUUUGAGCAAGGAGGCCAAAACAAAAUUUACACCAUACGCGGCGCUGGCGCAGGGGCUUACUGAAUGCUCUUGGGCGCGCUUGUGGAUUGAAGCCAGACGCCAGUGUAGGCUCACGUUCGGUGCUGGACCGGAUGGCUUUUGCCUCCCUACAAGGUUUCAGCGACUGGAUGAGUGGGGCUCCACGCCUAUGGGAGCUGGUGAGGCGUCUUCCUACUUAGCGGAGAUUUUGGAAGGCUCUGAAUCGGAGGGACAAGUUCUGGGAACACAUUCUUUGAAGGUCACCCUGCUUACGUGGGCUUCUCGAUCAACAGUGGUGCGCCUGAGCAAAGGAGAACGUCUCCUGUUGGGUCACCAUAUUGUACCGGGGGUCAAAAGUAUGGUGACUUAUAGCCGCGAGGCUUAUACGAGUUUGAUCGGCAAGCUUUUAGCUCUUUACCGCUCGAUCCGAAGCGGAGCUUUUCAGCCAGAUCUCGCGCCUGCAGACAGAGUGCUACAAGUUGCUGACGCCUUGGCUGCGGCUGAGGAAGGUCAAGGCCUGGGUGCAGGAGCGCGGGAUGAGGCGGCCGCAGAGCAGUUGGCUGGGUUUGAGGGCGAGUCGGAGGACUCGGCUGAUGAUGCUGAGGCCGACGGGCCCUUUGAGCUUCCAGGCCAACCUGCAGUGAGAGCAUUGCGCAUUGUCUUCGGGAUUCAAGCUUCUUUUACUGUGGUCGUUUGUGCACUUCGAGAUACUCCAGAUAUUCUGGAGUUGGGACUGAAGAUCCCGAUGUAUGCUGCAAUGUACGAGAGCCAUGAACGAAUGCUAUUCCCUUGGCGCCUGGGAGCGGUGCCAGAGAGAGGGGAUUCGGAAGAAUAUGCGUACUUGUCAUGCAGAUGCUACUGCCCCUGGCGCCUGGGAGCGGUGCCAGAGAGAGGGGAUUCGGAAGAAUAUGCGUACUUGCUACUGCCUUGGCGCCUGGGAGCGGUGCAAUAUGCGUACUUGUCAUGCAGAUGCUACUGCCCCUGGCACCUGGAAGCGGUGCCAGAGAGAGGGGAGCUGGGGGAUUAUCUAGUGCAAGGGGGGGACCUCUGUCAGUUCUUUGUUCGUGAGAUCGCGGAAUCUGGUCGUGUCAUGGCUUCUGCGAACCUUGACUCGGAAGCAGCUUUCUUGGACCGCGCUAGGAAGAUCGGACUGUCCGAGGAAACCCUUACAGGACUCUUGAACAACAGCUUCAACACCUUUGGCCGCCUGGCCUUCGCAGUGUCUGCUACACCAACGACCCUCACCGACGAGGCCGUGGACAACUGGAUUGAUGGAUUGGGCAUGAGACCGUCUGGUUUUCAGAAAGCCAGCCUCCGUCGGCUCCUUUUCGAAGGAGUGAGCAUGGCAAUUGAAGAAGUUCGUACCCGCAUCGAGCCCGGCGUGGAAGGACAUCCUAAGAAGCUGGCAGCGGCGGAACGCUUGGAUAGGCAGGCUAGGCAGGAGAGGUCUCUGGGAGGUUUGGUUUUCACUCCUGAAACCCGGCCAGCCAACUCGUGUGUAGACCUGUGCGUGGAAAUGCUUGAAACAGGUGUGUUGCAGUAUCACGUUCCCAGCAAGUGGAUUAGUCGGGCGCAGGAAGCACAGUGCUUGAAGAGGGACAGCAGCAUAAACAUUGAUGCCGACAACAACCUGAAGAUUGCAACGAAAUCAGCAGAUCAGACAUGUGACGUUUCAUCCGAGAUGAGGUUGCGCCAGGCUUGGAGCCGCCGCUCCUUAGCCUUCGAUUUGGCGAACCUUGCAAGCUUCAGGGUCAUGGAGGAACAUGUUCAAUUCUUGUUUUCGGUUCUUCAGAGAGCGCAGCCGAAGGGCUUUCAGGGUGUCACGCUUUCGCAAAUCAUUGAGGCAGAUAAGCAGAUGUUUAUUCUUGCAAGCAACAACCUCAUGGGACGUUUAACGGCCUCGCCAGGGGCGGCCCCUGCUUUGGACGCGGAGAUCAGUAGACUGUCUAGGAGCCCUGACAUCAUGCAGUAUUUGGCACCCUUGCAGAACCCUGUAAUCCCGCAUGAGUGUGCAGAGUUUCCGUAUGCAAGUCGUGUCAUGACCCGCUUUGUGCAGGAGCGUCUUCCAGGUCAUGUUUUCUCCACAUGUGGCAUUUUUGCAGACAGUCUCACGCCUUUGCAUCGUGACGGCCGCAACGCGCAGUGGCCUAAUGCAGUUUUUCGCUUGAGUGAUUUUAAGGAGGGGGGCUUGUGGAUCGAGGGCCCUGGGGACGAUGUUCGAGUCUUCAAUUCUAAAGAGCUGGUUGGAGCGGUUCACGAAAUUGAGGACGAGCCGCUUCUCUUUGACGCUUGGUCUAAAUACCACGAAACUGAACCUUGGUCAGGUCGAAGAGUUGUGCUAAUCACUUGGGUGGUGCAGCAACUUGAAAAAUUAGAACAGAAGGAUGUGGAGGCAGCGCACCAAUUAAACUUCGUGCUACCUCCUGAGGUGCCGUUGCCUGUGCAAACGGCGCAGCUGGGAGAACGGCCACCCAUGGUGUUUGAGGUUUUCGCAGGCAAAGGCUUGUUGUCCCGGGCCCUGAUGCAGUGCGGAUUCGUUGUCCACAGUUUCGACCAACAUCAUUGCGAUUCUCAUGUGCCCAUUUCGCAGCUUGAUUUGGCAACAGACUCAGGGCAAGCUUUGUUCUGGGAAUUUCUUGAGACACAGCGCCCGUUCGCAAUACAUUUGGGCGCCCCAUGCGGGACCAGCAGCAAGGCCAGAGGCAGACCUUUGUACAAUGGACAGCCGGGACCCCAACCUCUUAGAAGUAGUGAGUUCCCGCUUGGCCUGCCCUCCUUAAAGCCGGGAUCAGUUGAGGCCACUCGUGUAAAGUUGGCAAACCGUUUGUAUGCCUUCACAUAUCGCAUUUUGCGAUAUUGCCUGGAGCGCGACAUAGUGGUCAGUCUUGAGAAUCCCGCAAAUAGUUUCCUAUGGGAGGUGUUGCAAGCUUUUGAGCCGCAAGGGGUUGCUCACCGUAUCCUUCCCAGACUGCAGUCAAUCAUCUUUGACUUGUGCUGCCAUGGGGGCUUUCGCCCCAAACGCACAAAGUUGCUUGCAACGCCUGGCUGCUUCGAGCCGUUGCGUGCGCUUUGCGAUGGAAAGCACAUGCACAAACCUUGGGGACAAAUUGUUGAGUUUGGAUCCAUUCGGUAUGCCACGAAGGAUGAGGCAGCCUACCCAGCAUUGUUUGCCUCUCGCUUCGCUUCUUGUGUGGAGCGCAAGGCUUUGUCGCUAGGCCUCAACCUGUGUCGUCGCCCAUCCCCUAAGGACCUCUCGUUGGCAAUGUUGGGCCGACAAAACAAGCGUCAUCAGCCGCUGGUUUCCGAAUACCAGUCUGUGAUUACUAUGCCGGCCGUUGCAUUCAAAUCACAAAAACACUUCAAGCUCUUGCGCAGCAUCGGGGGUGAGGAGCUUCGAGCUUCCACUGAUCCCAAUCCUAACACCCCUUUGGGAGGGACCAUCCCAGAGGCCUCAAAGCCCACCAGUAACACCCCUUUGAGAGGGACCAUCUCGGAGGCCAAUACCCCGAUUAGUUCACGGGAUCCAGCUGAGAAGGUUGGUGACCGGGUUAGGGUUGGGGUAUACAGGACUCCUGAACAGUUUGUAGAGGAGGCUAAGAAGGUCAUUCAUCCAGUAGAUUCUUCAAACCCGCUUGAGAAAGCCACGUUGUUUGCCUUGAAAGAAAACUUGACUAAAGACCCGAGGCUCAUAGUCUUGAAGCGAAACUUGGCGGUGGCUCGAGUGAAGCAGGAGGUGAAGAGAUGCAGUGAUGCUGAGGCGGAGCUUCACAAGGCCAUGCACCCGGCAGUGGCUAAGGUUAUGAGCGGCAAAUCCAUCUUGGCGUUGGAAUCUUUACUCAAGUCCGAGGGCUACGACGAUCUCGAAGUCAUCGGUUUCUUAAAGGAAGGGGUAAGGUUGGUCGGGACUUCCCAAUGCCCAGAAUGCUUUGAUCGUAAGUUUGUCCCCGCUUUCUUGACAGAGACGGAGCUCAUGGCCUCAGCGGCCACCAGACGAAAGUCCUUGUUGAGUAAGUUCGAAAGGGUAGACCCGGAGGAGGCCCGGAUCUUGAAGGAGGCCACGGAUGAGGAAGUGGCCAUGGGCUUUUUGGAGGGCCCCUACUAUGAUCAGAGCCAGAUUACGGAAUUGUUGGGAACCAACGAUUGGACAGUCAUCAGAAGGUUUGUUUUGCUUCAGGGGGCAGAGCUAAAACCCAGACCCAUAGACAACUGCUUGGAAUCCCAAUUAAACGCGGGCUACAGCUCCAGCAUUCACCUGCGGUUGCAAGAUUCGGACUACAUCUCAGCCAUGGCCCUCCACGUAGCGAGGGAAGUGAGCGAAGGCCGAGCGCACAAGGAUGCAUCGGAGUGGAAGGGCAAAACCCUUGACCUCAGUAAAGCGUACAAACAACUUGCUAUCCAUCCGAGCCACCGACCUCUUUCAGUGAUUGCAGUUAGGCAAUCGGAUGGAAAGGAUGCCCUAUAUGUUUCGGACUCACUGAUGUUCGGCAGUACUGCAGCGGUUUAUGCCUUCAAUAGGGUUUCUAGAGCCUUGUGGUUUCUCUUGAACAAACUUCUAUGUAUACCAGCUGCCGUCUUCUUUGAUGACUAUCCUCUGAUGUCGCCGGCAGGAAGUGCGGACAACGCCGACACCGCGGCGAGUGCGUUCUUGGACGCCCUAGGUUGGCGUCACGCCAAGACGGGCGCGAAAGGACGACCCUUUGCAUCGGACUUCGACGUCCUUGGUAUGCAUUUGGGUUUAGGUGAUCUUGCUAAGGGUACUGUAGUCUUAGCCAACAAACAGGGCAGGAUAGAGAGGAUUGUUGACCGUCUUCAGGAGAUCAGCUUGAAAGGAGAAAUCCGACGACACGAGGCUCAGGUCAUCCAAGGCCUGUUGCAGUACGCCUCGGGCUUUUACGCAGGCCGAUCGCUGAAGCAUGCGUCGCACAUUCUUGCGAGGAUUGUUGGGGGUCUGCACUUUAGUCCUAGGGACCUUAGUGACUUUUGCAAACACACCGUUUCUUUGCUGAAGCACGAGAACCCUAGAGUCUUGAGCUGUGCGAUGAUAACUGACAUCAUCCAUCUUUGGACCGACGGAUCGUGGGAAGCUGAUGUUGGAGGCAUUGGUCUAGCCGCCCAUGAUUGCUUCAGUGGAACGGGCUGGGUCUUCACAGGAAAGGUCCCGUCGCAGUUGCUUGAAUCUUGGAAAGCAGAGGUAGGAGAGCAGCUCAUCUGCGAGAUCGAGAUGUUUGCUGUGCUAGCUUCCCUGCUGCAGCUGAAUGCUCUUGUGUCGUCUCGCCGCAUAGUGUGGUGGGUGGACAACGAUGCAACCAGAGGUGUCAUGAUCAAGGGCGCCAGCCGCAGUUGGGCCAUGCACACUUUAGCCCGAGUGUUCUCUGAGCUCGACAGAGAAUGGCCAUCCAUGUGGUGGGUUUGCAGAGUCCCAUCCUACUCCAAUCCGGGGGAUGCGCCGUCGAGAGACCAAGGAGAGGAGUCUUUGGUGACGGUCGGAGCAUCUUGUGUGCAACCCUUCUCGAGACUUGAAGAGCUUGUUGGAAGAAUCCAGGCCUUCAACCGAGCGUGA
Messenger RNA from Symbiodinium sp. CCMP2592, 6783 nucleotides. The record is from the annotation of a GenBank genome assembly. NCBI's taxonomy places the organism in Eukaryota, Dinophyceae, Suessiales, Symbiodiniaceae.